Molecule: messenger RNA, 1174 nt
Organism: Rhagoletis zephyria (snowberry fruit fly)
Lineage: Eukaryota; Metazoa; Arthropoda; Insecta; Diptera; Tephritidae
Product: regucalcin-like
Biological process (GO): L-ascorbic acid biosynthetic process
Molecular function (GO): calcium ion binding; gluconolactonase activity
Source: RefSeq, a predicted model, not a curated record
AUAAUUUACAAACCCUACAAUAUCUGAGUAGUGACAAAUAUUUUUCACAAGGUACGAGUAUAAACAAAAGUAGCACUAAAUUAAAUAAAAAGAUGCCUUACAAACUCGAACCAAUUCCAAAUGGAGAGACAUUGAUUGGCGAAGGCCCACAUUGGGACAUUGAAACACAGAGCCUUUAUUUUGUAGACAUCGAUGUUGCUAAAUUGUUACGCUAUGAUUACAAGCAAAACAAGACGUACAGCGCAGUACUGGAGGGUGAAAAGUUUGCCUCCUUCAUCAUACCCGUCGAAGGAGAAAGUGGUAAAUUUGUUGUGGGUUGUGAUCGUCGUAUAGCAAUUGUCGCUUGGGAUGGUGUAUCACCCAUUGCCAAAGUGGAACGUGUCGUCAAUGAGGUGCAACCGGGCAAGGAGUUUGUUUUGAAUCGACUGAAUGAUGGUAAAGCCGAUCCACGUGGACGUCUUGUAGCUGGCACCAUGUACAAUGAUCAAAAGGAUCUCUUCUCACAAAGUAAGGGCGAACUAUAUAGCUUUGAAAAAGGCAAGCCGGUAAAGGUUAUCAAGUCGGAUGUUGGCAUCUCAAAUGGUUUGACAUGGAAUGAGAAAACAAAUAAAUUUUAUUUCAUUGAUUCAGCCGAUUUUGAUGUCAAGGAGUAUGACUACAAUCUUGAUACGGGCGUAGCGAGUAAUCCCAGAGUAGUCUUCAAGCAUGACACUUAUUUACCUGAUGGUAUGACUAUUGACAGUGAUGGCAAUAUUUAUAUUGCCACAUUCACCGGCCACACAGUCUACAAAGUCAAUCCGAGCACUACUGAAAUUCUUUUGGAAAUCAAGUUUCCCUGCAAACAAAUCACUUCUGCGGCGUUCGGUGGUCCCAAUUUGGAUAUUUUAUAUGUAACUACCUCCCGUUUGAACGAUCAGCCAUCACCAGCCGGUAGUACCUACAAAGUAACCGGAUUGGGCGUAAGAGGUCUGCCAAUGUCGAAGGCGCGAAUAUAAAUAUGUGCAUACAUACAUACAUACAUACAUAUGUCGCAGCGUUAAAGCACGAGAACCUAGAACGGGACUAUUUAUGUGAACCUUAACUGAAAAUUUCUUCCAUUAGAAAUUCAAAUUUGUACAUAUAUUUUUUAAGUUGAGGCUAAUUAAUUAAAUAAAUAAGCAAAUAAGUGAAUUAA